Molecule: messenger RNA, 2216 nt
Organism: Prorocentrum cordatum
Lineage: Eukaryota; Dinophyceae; Prorocentrales; Prorocentraceae
Source: the annotation of a GenBank genome assembly
CUUUGCCGUCCUCACUGGUCGCCCGCCGCCCCCCAAAAAAUCCCGGCUUCGGCCCGUAGCCAUUUUGGCUCAAGCCAGUAGCCAUUGCCGUUCUGAUUCCAGGCUGCUGCUCGGCUUUACGCCGGCCCACUCGUGCGCACGCGCUUCAAUCCGAUGGAGCUGCAGCUCGACGCCCAGGCAGCGGGUGCCAGCAACGAUGAUGCGCAGCCGCUUUUGCCGCUUUCAGCACAGAGCGGCAAGAAUUGGUUGCGUGCUGCGCUGGCUACUGUGGUGAUCGUGGCGGUUGCUAUCGCGUCCGUCAUGGCUUUCAGCCACCAGAAGCUUCGGGCGGAGUCCGUCAACUUGGUCGCGACGCAGUUGGCCAGCACCAUCAAGCCUUUAAAGCCGCGGAAGGUGUGUGCUUCAGGCGCAGAGAGUUGCAUGGACUCGGGCUGCUGCAAGCAAACAGGCGCAAAGUGCUUCAAGAUGGAUGACAAGCACGCUUGGUGCAAUAUGACUUGUUCCAAGGGGAAGGGUUGGUCCUGCGAGGACAUUACUGCCACGAAGGAUGAAGUGGCAGCAGAAAACCCAGGUACAACGUUGUACUGCUACACGGUGGUUUUCCGCGAUAACCAUGGCAAGCCCAACCAUGAGCUGGAGUUGUUGAAGAUGCAGAUGCAGAGGGGGCUGAGUCUAUUUGCAUGCGAUGCGUACGAGAUUUUCAGCGACGUGCAACUCUCGGUGGGCGACUACGAGGCAGUCAAGGUUGAAGAUCUCGAGGGGGAUUUUUGCAAAUACACGCGUCCUGAUACGGGAGCGUGUGCCAACACGGCCAUAUUCUAUCAAGUGUGGCAGAAGAUGCGUGGGACAAGUGCUGUGUGGAACAAGGUGCAGGACAAGAAUUGGGUGAUCAAGGCAGACAUUGAUGCCGUGUUCAUCCCUGCGCGAUUGCGGGACAUGCUAUCACAAAUGGGGGAGCCAAAUGUAGGAGUGUAUUAUGAAAAUUGCAAGGGCGUGGACUCGGGAUUCUACGGCAACCUCGAGGUGGUGUCAACCAAGGGCUUCAAGAUAGUCGCUGAUAACAUGGAGGAGUGCAAGCGAAACCUCUGCUGGGGCGGCGAGUUGUGCGAGGAUUGGAAGUGGGGACCUUGGGGUGAGGACAAGUUCUUGCAGGAGUGCAUGGACAGGCACGGUGUCGCCAAGUUGCCACUCUACGAGCUGACCUACGACGGCUGUUGCGCAAGCGACCGGCCCGCAGGCGUGGAGACGCUCCCGAAUUCGAAGAACAAGCCGCUGAAAUGGAAGCCUUCAUGCUUGGAUUCGUACGCUCCAUCCACGCAUCCCUUCAAGACCGUGGAGUCGUGGGAGGCCUGCUAUGCCGACACCAUGAAGCCGAAGCCGCCGACGACUUCGUCGCACCCCCCGGAGUACUGCACCCAGACGCCGGCGGCCACCUGUGGCAAUUCCGAGAGGCUGUGCGUCCUGGACCACCAGCGUUGCAAGGGCGCGGCGGGCAGGGACGAGGACCUCGGCCAGGGGUUCUGCUGCACCGCGGCGGGCUGGGCCGACGAGGUGCCCAUGAUGCGGGGGUGCCGCUUCUGCGGGGACGAGGAGUGCGGCCCCUGCCCUUCCUGAUGCGGGCUCGCGGCGCGUGCGGGGCCGCAGCGCGAGCUUCCCGUGAGUGGGCAACUUGCCCCUUGUAUCGCUUCAUCCGGCAAAUCAGUGGAGUUUGACACUGCGCACGCUUGGAAGUAGUAGGACGGAUUUUUAGGGCGGUGCGGGAAUCAGUUUCUUGGCCGCUCCGUAUGUUCAUUUUUGUUUCAUGCCCUGUCGCGGGUGCCUACGAUUUUUCGGCCGAGAGUCGCUGCACCAUGUGCUCGGUGGCGUGACCGUGUGGCACGAACUCAUCACACACUGCACCUCUGUAUUUGCGGCGCAGGUCGCAGUUCGCGAGGGGCGGACACGGCCGUAGUUCGCCGCAACGGAGGUGAGCUUUUGUUUUCCAACAUGCGUCGCAGGUUUAGGUUUGGAACCUGGUGGAUGUUUUUCGGCGAGCCAGGCCGCCCUGCAGGGUCGGGGCGCGGGAGACCCCCUCAUCGCUGCAUCCGUCAAUUUUUUCCGAUGUGGCGCGCGGGAACCAGUUUCCUGGCAGCCGUGUAGGUGUAUUCUCUUGCGUGUUUGCGAUUUCUACGAAGAGCACUGUGGCACCACAGACCGCGCAGGCCGCAGACCGCGAA